Messenger RNA from Nicrophorus vespilloides, 1648 nucleotides. RefSeq names its product D(5)-like dopamine receptor. The transcript has 2 exons. Gene Ontology annotation, cellular component: membrane. The annotation marks the transcript as partial. The record is from RefSeq and is a predicted model, not a curated record. Lineage: Eukaryota; Metazoa; Arthropoda; Insecta; Coleoptera; Silphidae. Gene Ontology annotation, molecular function: G protein-coupled receptor activity. Gene Ontology annotation, biological process: adenylate cyclase-activating G protein-coupled receptor signaling pathway; G protein-coupled adenosine receptor signaling pathway.
GUUGCAGUUAUUAUUAGUGUCUGCUGGUUCGCCGGAACCGUCGUCGGUUUUCUUCCGUUGAUGGGUUGGCACAAGGGACCCGCCGAAAACGGAAGAUGCUUCUUCCUCGGCGUGAUGGAGUACGAUUAUCUGGUUUUCCUCUACGUCGGUACGAUAAUCACGCCGGCCUUGCUUCUGCUCGUCUUCUACGCGCACAUCUACCACGUGGUGUUGAGACAGUUGAAGAGGAUUGUGACAAUAGAUCCGGGUAGCGGUUCCAAGGGUCGUUCUUCCGGUGGUACGAUGUUGCGGAUGCUGGGUGCGGCGCAGAAGCGCGAGGUGAAGGCAACCCAGAAUCUGUCCAUCAUCGUGCUGUUCUUCAUGAUCUGCUGGAUCCCCCUGUACACGAUCAACUGCACCCUGGCUUUCUGCAAAGAUUGCAAAGUGAACUCGACGCUGAUGCUGCUCAGCAUCAUCCUCUCGCAUCUGAACUCCGCCGGCAAUCCUCUGCUCUACGCUUAUCAUCUGCGCGAUUUUCGAGCCGCCCUCAAAUCGUUCAUCUGCGGCCUCUUCGGCAUCGGAGUAUCGGCGCCGCCCGCCACCGCCAACAACAACAACUUCUCGCAUUACCGUCUGCAGAGCUUGAGGGAGGCGGGAAGCAAUAUGUCCUUAUCGAGGAAUCGUCUGAUCGCGGAGAAGAGGUCACCGCUGCCGCCGCCACCGACGCCGCCUCCUUCUAAAUUGUCGGCUCUGAUGAACAAUUCUGUGGCGGCGUUGGCUGCGGCCGCUUCCGACGGGGCCAGAGACAUCUGGCGGAUAAGCGAGAUAUCGGAAGGGGACAACAGGUGCAGCAGCGUGAUCAAUCGCGUCGACGAGGAGGACAUCGACGAGGACGGUGAGGACGACGUGUUCUUGGACGUGGAGCCGAGACCGCCGGAGGAGAAUCUCAUCAUACCGUCGGUCACCGUGCAGAGGAUGAACAAUCUGUCGACGUCGUCGCCGCAGCUCUCGAGGAAUCUCUUCCUCGUCGAAACCGAGAUGAACGAGUGCCGAUGUCGACCGGCCUUCAUGCGCAGCGUCAGCAACGACAACAGAGAGGCCAGUCUGAUCGUCACCGGCGAUUUCAUACACAGUCCCGCCAAAAGCUUGAAGCUGAGCCCUUUCAAAGUCGUUGGGGAACUGCUGAAGACGGGAAAACAUCCGAGGAGUUGCAGCCUCAGCGACGAUCCGGACAACUCGAGACCGAAGAACGGAUACAUCCCAGAGAAUCAUUCCUCCGGGUACUGACUCUACUCAACACUCACUCAUCCAUUACAAUCGUACAACAAGUGUUCUAAACUAGUCAUCCAGAUCAUAUCAAAGUAAAGACAAACAACGCGAUACUCCCCAAGUACUUGACAAGUAUCACGUAAUUAUGUUUACUCAUACAAUCCUACACGCUUCACUCUUCCGAUCCCUCCUGACCCCAAAGAAUUAACGUUGCGCGACUGAAACUUUUAUCUAGUGAACUAAUUGUUACCAUUAAGAUUAAUAAUAAUAUAAAUAUAUUUUACUACCUUCAGAUACAAAAAAAGCAAACAAGAGCAUCACAUUUUUAUCCACAUAUUCUUCUCUCUCUAUCUCUGAUAUUUUUGCUAAUUAUACAUAGAUGUACAGACAAGAAAUUAUA